Messenger RNA from Trifolium pratense (red clover), 1950 nucleotides. Its product is annotated as flocculation protein FLO11-like. The transcript is spliced from 5 exons. The record is from RefSeq and is a predicted model, not a curated record. NCBI's taxonomy places the organism in Eukaryota, Viridiplantae, Streptophyta, Magnoliopsida, Fabales, Fabaceae. The coding region runs from base 243 to 1601 and encodes 452 amino acids.
AGGUAAAACUUAAAUGGGCCGGGUGAAAAAUUAAAUUGGGUCCAUCCUGUUUAUCUUCUUCAAUCAAGGGUAACAAAGGUAGCUGCUAGACACAGGAAACAGAGGAUAACAGAGAAAAUAUUGAUGAAAAAUAUUUUUCAGACAAAAUUAAAAUUUCAAAAUCGAAUCAAUGUAACGUGAAAGCUACAAAAAGAUUCCACAGUAAAAUUGAUUGUGAUUCUCCAAUUUUGUAAAUCAUCACUAUGACGAAAACCACAGAACAAAACGGAACGAAAAAUCUUCCCCAACAAUCUUCUACUUCAAUUUCCAAUUCCAAUUCCACACAAUCUUCUGGUUGUUGUUCAUCUUCUUCACCACUCUCAUCACCCAAUAUUCAAUUUCAACAACAACAAUGUCAAAAAGAUUCUUACUUCAAAAACCUAACAAUGAAAUCUCAACUAAAACGUAUAAGAAAUCCACUUACCGAUUGCACCAACACUUCUUCUCCUGUAUUAUUCAAAAAUCUUUCCACCAAUAAAGCUUCAAACCCUAUCUCUUCUUCGUCACUUUCGACGCCUUCGCCGAAGAAAUUUCCUACUCCCAAGACUGUUGAUCUCGAAGCUUCUGGGAAUAUUUCUAGAGCCUAUAGCCGAAGAUAUUCUUCAACUAAAAGGAAGGACAAAGAGAAGGAAGUGGGCAUUCAUACAAGUAGCGUGCCCAGUAAAACGAAGGAUAAGGAUGUGGUCUUUCCUGCAAAUAGGGAGCCCAUUAAAUUUCAACAACAAUGUCAAAAAGAUCCCAACUCAUUCGAAAACCUAACAAUGGAAUCUGAACGAAAACGAAAGCUCACACACAGAUCUCCAUUGUCUGAUUGCACCAAUACUUCUGCUUCUUCUGUUCCCUCUAAAUCAACCAAAUACAAAUCUUCCGAUUCUUCCCCUGUAUUCAAAAAUCAUUCCGCCAAGUCGUUCUCUACUAUCAACCCCGUUGUCGUAAAUCUUGAUGACGCUGCAAACCCUAACUCUUCUCCAUCAAACUUUCUCUCAACGCCUUUGCCCGAAAAAUCGUCUAUUCGCGAGUUUAUGGAUCUCGAAGAUUCUGAGAAGAAACCUAUAGGCUACCGCCGAAGAUAUUCUUCAAAUAAAAGGAAGGAUGAAGAGAAGGAAAUGGUCAUUCCAACAAGUAGCGGUGUGCCCUUUAAAAGGAAGGAUAAAGGAAAGGAUGUGGUCAAUCUUGCAAAUAGUGAGCCCAUUAAAAUGAAAGAUAAAGGGAAAGACACAGUCUUUUCAGGAAGUAGCAUGUUCAUGGAUCAAUCGAAGGAAGCUGGAAAUAGCACGUCCAAUAAAAGGAAGGAUAUAGGAGAGGAACGCGACAUUCCUUCAAGUAGCACGCCCAUUUUGAGUGUCUCUAAUACUAGAGAGAAAACUGAUGGGUUUGAACGUGCAAAUCCACCCAAGGCCAAGGCAUUUUCAGCCCCUUGUACAAAGAAGGAUCGUGUCAAGUCUUCAAAAAAUGGUGCGUUAGUAGACGUUUAUCCCGACCUACAAGAUUAUGUCAAGGAAUGGAAUGUUUACUUUAAAGAGAUUGAUGAUUUUGAAAUGUUAGUGGAGGAGGUUGAUUAGUGAUACCUAGAAAAGUGGAAAGUUAUUGAUGAAUUUGAACUGUCAAAAGUGGAGAUUAUAUAUUUCGAUAGCCAGGAGCUUGGAGCUUCUUUUUUGUGGAAGGUUGUAUAGUUGUGAUAUUAUUGGUUUUUUUUCUUUCUUUUUCACAAUGAAUUACUACCUCAGUGUCACAUCUCUAACAAAAUAAGUAAAUGUUAAGUUCUUAAUAGUAUUUGUAGGAGGCCACAGUGGAAGUUGAAGUUAAAAUUGUGUAAUACUACACAUAAUGAAUACUUGUGCAUUUCUCUUGUUUAACUUGUAAAUUACUACUAGUACUAGUUCUAUUUAUUGAAGUUAAAAUUGUGUAAUA